AACAUGGCUGACUUGGACACUUGACAUUUCCAAGAAAUUGUGGUAUCUUCAGGGAAAUACAAACAGAUGGUAAACAAGAUGGUUUGGAUUUUGUUGAUGAAGAACGAGUGUCAAUUGCGUUGAACUCUGGAAGAUUCAAAGUGUACAUACGCGAUCACGCCUUCUGAAAAGACACAAGGAAAACGAUAUAUUUUGAAGUCUCAAGAUAAAGAGUGUGAAGAUAAAAUGGCGAGUUCGUUUUCUUGGGAAGAUUGGCUUGUUGUUGGUUUAUUUUUUGUUAUCACAGUGUCUCUCGGACUUUUAGUUAAGUUGCGUAAGCGCAGGAGCAAUAAAGAGGAGACAUCUGAGGAAUUUUUUCUUGCUGGUCGUAACCUUUCAUGGUGGAUGGUUGGUGGCAGUCUAUUUGCCAGUAAUAUGGGUGGAACGCAUUUUGUUGGUAUUGCUGGUGAUGGUGCUGCAACUGGUAUAGCAGUCGUUGCUUAUGAAUGGCAGGCUUCGUGGAUCUUACUGCUGUUAGGAUAUGUUUUUGUUCCUAUUUACCUGAAAGGAGGGGUUUAUACAAUGCCUGAGUAUUUAAAGAACCGUUAUAAGAGUACGGCUAUUCAACAAUUCAUGACUAUUAUGGCGUUGAUUAGUUACGUUUUUACGAAAAUCUCGGUUGACAUUUAUGCUGGCAGCUUGUACUUCAGAGAGGCUACAGGAACAAAUAUUUAUAUUUCAGCUGUUAUCAUUCUUGCAAUUACAGCUCUCUACGUGAUUCUAGGUGGUCUUGAGGCUGUAACAUAUACAGAUGUUUUACAAUGUGCAAUCAUGUUAAUUGGUGCAAUUGUGUUGACUGUUAUUGGUUUUAAUGAGAUUGGUGGUAUCGAUAAGCUAUGGGAAAAAUUCCCUCAAGCUGUUGGUGCUCCAUACAUUGCUAACGACACGAAUAACUCUGCAAUUACCAAUAAUAGUUCUAACAUGUCCAGUUGUUACGCUAUGACUGGUUAUUGGGCUAAUAUGUUUCGACCCAUUGAUGACCCUGAUUAUCCAUGGUUAGGUAUCUGGUUAUCCUUACCUAUCAUUGGAAUAUGGUACUGGUGUACUGAUCAGGUCAUAGUUCAACGAACUUUAGGAUCAAAGUCAUUAGCCCAUGCGAAAGGUGGUACUAUUUUAGCUGGCUUUCUUAAAGUGUUACCAAUGUUUAUAAUGGUUAUGCCAGGAAUGAUAUCGCGAGUAUUAUAUGCUGAUAUGAUCGCUUGCCCGAAUGCCGAAAGCUGUAAAAUAGCAUGUGAUAACGAAUUUGGAUGCACCAACAGAGCAUAUCCCAAACUUGUUUUCGAGUUACUUCCAGUUGGUUUAACCGGUUUAAUGACAGCAGUUAUGGUUGCCGCAGUGAUGUCAUCAUUGUCUUCUGUCUACAACAGUUGUAGUACAAUAUUCACCGUUGAUGUUUGGAGCUAUUUCAGACCUAAGGCUGGAGAUAAGGAAAAAGUUAUAGUUGGUCGGAUCGUUGUUCUUUCAAUGAUUGGUUUUGGUAUUGUUUGGUUACCAUUCAUUGAUAGUGGAAGCGGCAGUCGACUUUUCAAAUACAUCCAAACUAUUCAGGCACUACUAGGUUCACCAAUCAUGGCAGUAUUUUUGAUCGGAAUAUUAUGGCCACGAGCUAACGGCUGGGGAGGUUUAGCAGGUUUGGUGUUUGGCACUGUCCUUGGCAUUGCACGUUUUGCAACAGAAUAUGUUUUUCCACCUCCAAAAUGUGGUGAAAUUGAUGAUCGACCCGGUUUUGUUUCUCUGAAUUUCAUGUACUUUGGUGUAAUUUUGUUUGUUGGAACAGUUUUCGUUAUUGUCGUCAUAAGUCUUCUUACAGCCCCUAUACCUGUGGAAGAAAUUGCCGGUCUGACUUGGGCUACCAUAAGAAAGCAGAAGAAGCAGAGAGAAGUAGAACCACAACUAAACCACGCAGCUGAAGACAUUGAAUUGGGCAGUAAUUAUAUUGUAAAUGGCAGUAUAAACAAAGUUGGAGGAGACAGUCGCGAUAAUAACAAUGGAAAAAUAUGCAGUGGGGUAACUAACGGUCAUACAACCAACGGCCACACCACCAACGGUCAUGCAAAUAAUGGAAUGGGCAAUGUUCACGUGGGGAACAUGAAGUUAUCGGAGUUUCAAGUGGAAGCAACGGUAGAAAUUGAUGUGGAUGACGUUCUUCUUGAGAGCAAAAUUGAAAAGAUAUUGACAAACAUUGGAACUGUGUCAUUACUGGCGACAUUAGCUUUUCUGUGGAUAUGGUACCGUUGAAUAAAUUGUACAUAUUGUGAUCAUUGGAGAAUGUAGAACAAAUGGGUUAAUGGUGUAUGUAACAAAGGUCUGUACUAGUCACACAUUGCUUGUAUGAGAGAGAAAAUAGCAACGAUGAAAGUGAGAAUGACAAACGUAUAACUACUUAAAGUAAUGGUCUUGUCAUUGCUGAUACCAUGUUUGUACUGCAAUAUUUGUUAUAUAAAAUAAUAAUUGUGCAGCAAUGCAUACGUUUUUUUA
This is a messenger RNA of Xenia sp. Carnegie-2017, 2517 nucleotides long. Its product is annotated as sodium/glucose cotransporter 5-like. The coding region runs from base 226 to 2277 and encodes 683 amino acids. NCBI's taxonomy places the organism in Eukaryota, Metazoa, Cnidaria, Anthozoa, Malacalcyonacea, Xeniidae. The record is from RefSeq and is a predicted model, not a curated record. Gene Ontology annotation, cellular component: plasma membrane. The transcript has 17 exons. Gene Ontology annotation, molecular function: D-glucose:sodium symporter activity. Gene Ontology annotation, biological process: transmembrane transport.